GCUCCUGUUUCGCGCUCCCGGCAUCCGCCGCUAUGGCCUGGACCAAGUACCAGCUGUUCCUGGCCGGGCUCAUGCUCGUCACCGGCUCCAUCAACACGCUCUCGGCAAAGGACAGACAGACGAGAAUGUGACCACAGCAAGUGCUAACCAGUUAAUACACAGAGAGCUCCACGUGCCACGUCCUGCCCUGGCUGCCUUUCAUGAGUUAAGUUAAUGAAUUCUCAUAACCACCCUAUGAGGUAGAUAAAUUCCUUGUCCCUGGAUAAGGAAACUGAGGUUCUGGAAAGAGGGGCUUGCUUACCCAAGUUCAACUCAGCUAUUAAGUGGCAAAGUUUGUAUUUGAGCCUAAGUAGUCUGGCUCUAGAAUCCAUGCUCUUAACCUCCACUAUGGGUGAGGCUGGGGACUUCUCUAGUCAUCCUUAGGGGCAUUUAAAGUUGUUAGAAACAUAGAAAUUAUCCAUUCUCAUCCCCACAGCUUACAGUCAAGGUCCCAAGAGAAGUUUCGUGUGUGUGUGACUCAGCUGGUUGGUGUCUAGAACCUAGGUCUCAGGAUUUGGGUCCAGUGCUGGUCUUCUACAGCUACAGUACCCAAAACUCCCUCUUCCUUGGGGGUUUCCUCUUAUAUCUCUGCAGGCAAGAACAGACAAGCAUGUGCCCAUGGAAGUUGUAAUCCUAUAAGUGGCAUCUCCUCUCCCUGCCAUCGGGGUGCCUUCCCUCUGGGACUGGGUGACAAGCAUCUGAAGCGUCCAUCCCAGAGAUCACUCAGGGUUCAGGGAUAGAGUCUCUAGUAGCCUCUUGCAGUUUCUUGGCCUGUAAAAUGAGCAUAAUGUUUCCCUCCCCGGCUGCUUGGGCGGACUGGAGACAGUGGAUGAGGAAGUGGGCGUGAGCACGUGCUGCUCCUGUGCUGGGAUCACAGGUCAGCUGUCCGCUGCAGGAGGUCACUGCCCACUCAGCAGGAUUGGGUGUGCUGCAGGGAGCCGGCCUGGCCAGGCUGGGCUGGGCUGGGGCUGGAGAUCACCUACCCCCCCGGAGGGAAAGUCACCAAUCAGGCUGGCCCUGUAGCCUCGUCCCUGGGUGUGGGCAGAAGGUCCCUCCCUUCUCCUUUCUGUGCCUGCUUUCUCCCCCUCACCAGGCUUCUGCUGAUGCACUUCCCGGAGACCAAGCAUUUGCCUUCCUCUGGCACCGCGUGGGGCUGUCUGCCUGAACCAGUGCACGUUUCGGAGCCCCACCGUCCUGAAUCCAGCUGGGGUUCUGCACGUAAAGAGCCAGGGUCAAGUAGACGCUCACUCAGGAAGGCUCACAUCCCCUCCUAAACUUCUGCAGGCUGUGCAGCCCACCUAGCCACGAAGGGGCCAUGGGGGUCAUUUCUCCAGCAGUUAGGCCCACUGGGUCCGGGGAGCCUGCAGGAAGGUGGCAGGAGGCCUGCGAUCACUGGGCCUCUUUUAGGGGAGGACGCUCACUGUCCUUCCUGCGCCAGCUCUAACUUUUGCCUUGGCCGCUGCCCCUCCCCCACCCAUAGGUUCCCAAAGUGGGCACGGGAUAAUUGCUUCAGAGGGGUUCGGGCCAGCUGGAGAAAGCCUUAAACCAGCAGGGCAGUGUAGCAGCGGAAAAGAGCAUGAGGCUUGGAAGCUAUGAGAUUAGAUGAGUCACUGGGCCUCUCCAAGCCUCCCUUUCAUCUAUAAAGUGGGCGUGAUAAUCCCUGCCCCACCUUCUUCCCAGACUCCUUGUAAGAUCUACUGAGGAGAGUUACCUAAUACUUAAGAGAGGGAGGGCUGUCAUCAUUUAUCACCACGUGAGCCAGGGCCACCUGCUAUGACACCCGGGAGAGUAGAGAAGCCCUGGGGCCCUUCUGAAGAUUACAAGCCAGAGAAAGAAGCUGACUCACUGGGCUUAACAGGCCCAGGAUGAGAGCGGAAAUGGCAUAGAUUCUGUGGGGAAUAUGGACACACAGCCAAUCGGCCCGAGGCAGCCGCAUCAACCACUUCCUCAGCUUCUGACCGCCACCCCUGGUCCCACACAGACGCGCACACCCCUUGGAACGCUGAGCUUUGAGCUUACUGAGCAAGGCCACGCCAGAGUGACUCGCCCCUAGUAAGGGCAGCCCACCCGGAGCCCUCCAAGGCCCAGGGAACUCUAAAGGAAGCCCGCCUCUGCCAGUGCAGGGCGCUUCCUCAUGUGGGUCCCCAAGGCCUCCUGCCCUAGAGACCACAGCUUUCCCCAGGAUAUAGUGUCCAGAGAGAAUGGAGGGCCCAUCUGCAGGGCUGACCUUUUCCCCGCCUCAGCCAGGGGGGUGGGAAGAAUCCUGAGUAAGAAGGUGAUCGGUGUUGAGGACGGAGCACUGAACAGGGGGUGCUGCUCCUGGGUACUAGCGCUUCCCUGUGUCCCUCAAGCCCUGUCUGGUCCCUGGGUUUCUCGUCUCUCAAACAAGGAGCUUCCCGAGAUGAUGGCUGAGUUUGUUCUCCUCUUUCAGCACUUUGUGGCCCUCCGGGUGCCUCUGCGUCAGCCUGCAGGCUGGGUCCCAGAGGAUGGAUACUCUCCCCGGAAGCUUUCAGGCUGGAGCAGAGCUGGGGCCACACCCACCCAACACAAGGGGAAGUGGUUCCUGCUCAGCAGAGGAGAGAGAGGGAGAAGAGGGGCAGCAAAGGACUUUUAGUGACCCGCUGCCACAUGCCAGGUCUUAUAUGUCUUAUUACUUUUGCCAAUUCAUCAGUGUUGGCAUUAUUAUCCCCGACUUAUAGGUGAGAAAUCUAUAACUCAUCCAACCUGUGAGAGUCAGAAGUCUGGGCUUUCCGUGUGUCCUGCUGCCUUUUCUGAAAAUAAGUGCAAGCAGAUGGGUUCGGCCCUAGAUCCGCCCACUGUUAACUAUGAGCCUGAACACGGCCCUCUCCACCCCAAGGUCUGAAGUCCCUGCCUGUAAAAUGCGGACCGUUGUUGUGAGGCCUAAACCACACAGCCCGCGUGAAGUGUUCAGGCUCCUCAGGGAGAAGCACAGGCCUGGGACAAGGAGCAGGGGAUUGAAAGCUGUGGACGUUGCUGGAUGCUGAGCUCACAGCCUCUCAAGUGACAAGGACUAUGGAACCAGAAGGUGGGCGGACAACUUCGUGGCCCCAGGCUGCGGAGGGAGCCAGGAGCACAGCUUCCAGCAUCCCUUCCUCCAGGCAGUGGGCAUGUUCCUGGGGGAGCUCUUCUGCCUGGCUGCCUUCUACCUACUCCUGUGCAGAGCUGCAGGGCACCCAGACACCAGCAUGGAUCCCCAGCAGCCCUUCAACCCCCUUCUCUUCCUGCCCCCAGCCCUCUGCGACAUGACCGCGACCAGCAUCAUGUAUGUGGCCCUGAACAUGACCAGUGCUUCCAGCUUCCAGAUGCUGCGGGGAGCAGUGAUCAUAUUCACAGGCCUGUUUUCGGUGACCUUCCUGGGACGGAGGCUGGCACUGAGCCAGUGGCUGGGUAUCCUCGCGACCAUCGCAGGGCUGGUGGUCGUGGGCCUGGCUGACCUCCUGAGCAGGAACGACAGUCAGCACAAGCUCAGCGAAGUGAUCACAGGUGUGGCCGGGGUGGGCAUCCCGGGGCUGCCCAGCACAGAGUCACUCGACAAAGCAUUUUACAAGCUCCGCUGUCCGCCAAGCCCUGGGGGAGGGCACGUGGGCCACCAGCUGAUGUGGACAUGCACCUGCUUCCCAGGGGACCUGCUGAUCAUCAUGGCCCAGAUCAUCGUCUCCAUCCAGAUGGUGCUGGAGGAGAAGUUUGUCUACAAGCACAACGUGCACCCACUGCGGGCAGUCGGCACUGAGGGCCUCUUUGGCUUCGUGAUCCUCUCCCUGCUGCUGGUGCCCAUGUACUACAUCCCUGCCGGUUCCUUCAGUGGAAACCCUCGCGGGACGCUGGAGGACGCGCUGGACGCCUUCUGCCAGGUGGGCCGACAGCCACUCAUCGCGCUGGCGCUGCUGGGCAACAUCAGCAGCAUCGCCUUCUUCAACUUUGCCGGCAUCAGUGUCACCAAGGAACUGAGUGCCACCACCCGAAUGGUGCUGGACAGCCUGCGUACCAUUGUCAUCUGGGCAGUGAGCCUGACGCUGGGCUGGGAGGCCUUCCACCCGCUGCAGAUCCUUGGCUUCCUCAUCCUCCUGACGGGCACAGCCCUCUACAAUGGGCUGCACCGCCUGCUACUGAGCCGCCUGUCCAGGGGCCGGCCCCCGGCAGAGGAGGGCGAGCAUGAGAGACUGCUGGGGGGCCCUCGGACUGCCAUCAACGAUGCCAGCUGAGCCUCCUGCUCUGCUGCCACCUGGACGCUCCUUGUUCACCCCGAGGCUGAGGCCACGUGGGCUGGUGAACCUCAAAUGCCCUGCCCCCGAGGCCUCGCCCUGCCCCCUCCCCACAGACACCCCCCCACCCACCCAGGGCAGCUGCUGCCACAGAAGAUGACACAACACCCAGGUCCUCCUUUGUCACCACCCCAUUCAGGCCUGAGUGCAGUGCCCGACCCCCAGCAGGCUUCCCCAGCCCCUCCUGCAACACUAGAGCUAAAUCAUGGAGUAGAAUUGCAGGAACCAACAGCCCUAGGGUUUCCUCCUAAAUCAUAGGCUAAAUAUGGUUCUCCCAAGAAGAGAGGUCACUGAGCAAAUUCUAAUAGAACUAAGCACCACAGUUUCUAAAACUUGUAAGAUACUCCCUAACCCUGCCUGGGAACGGAGGUUUCAGCCAGGGCCUUGCCGCAAACUCAGUGUGUGCUCCCCAGCCCUGUACCUGGUCACUCCGGGCCUUGGCGUCCUGCUCUGCAGAAGGUGUCCACGGUGUGGCUUCCGUGCCUUGGGCCCAACUGGGCCCAUUCUGCAGGCCUGUGGUUUUGACCAACCUGGGGAAGGAGUGACAGCCCGUUGAUUGAAGAUGCCCCCUGCCCACGUCGCUCCUCCCCACGCCUGCUCUGGCGUCCUUGCUCACACCUUGAAGUCCUCCCCACCUGGGAGAAGUUACAGGGGGAUUUCAGGGCAGCCCUUGAUAAUAGCUUUUAUGAACUCUUCACCUUCCAUUUUAAAGAUGAGCAAUCUUGAGUCCCAGAGUUAUAAGUUGUUUGGCAAAAGUGCUCUCCUGCCACGGGCUCUGGCCGUGCAGCCACACGACCAGGCAGUCGGUUGGGUUGUAGAGCACGUCUGGGGUUCUGCGUCACCCCCAGCAACCCGACAGACACCAUGGAGAACCCUCCAAGGUGGUGGGUUUACCGGGAGUCUACCGUUGGUAGUGAUGCUGGUAUCCCAGGCGUUAUGUUAAGUGCUUAGCUUUCAUUCUCCUGCGUAACAGCCUGCACAGGUGGAUGCAGGUGAGAAAGGUGUGGCCCAGAGAAGGUCAAGUGACUUCCUCUUGGAGCCGGUAUUUCAAGCUGGGUUUGCCUGAUUCCAAACCUGUGGGCCUACUUACCAUAAAGUCUCUGAGAUCUUUGGGGGUACUUCCUGUGGCUGGGAGAGAGGCAUCCUGUGCUGUUAUCCUCCCAGUAACCCCACCCUGAAAAGAGGGGCCUGGUAGCAGGGACCCCAGGUUGCUGAGCGGCCCUUUAUUCCAGUGGUCCUCGCUCUGGCAGAUCGCUUUCCUGGGCAGCUCAAUCGUGAAACAAAUACCGAAUGCCUUCCUUAGAAUAGAUCCUGGGAGAAGGGAUCUCUGACAAGCAAAGCCCUCGGGCUGUGGGAAUCCAGCAGGUUCUUACCGUCGGGAGAGAAAGGCCUCUCCAUCCCACCAGCUCCGAGUCUCGGGGGGCCCUGACCUCCUCUGGGCCGUGGUGUGUGUCACAGGAAGAAGGAAAUGGAGAUCGAGGGUGGUGCGUCCAAAAAACUGGGGCCUUACAGUGUUGUUUCAGGCUUUUUAUUUUUAAAAAGAAGAGGGGAGUUGGCAGUUUGGACUUUUUUCUUUAAUAAGAGGGAAGGAGCACAAGGGUUAGGACAUUCCUGGAGGUAACGUCUAGAACGUUGGAUGGAAAAGCUGUAAGGUACCAAAGCAUAGAAAUCACAUGUGGAUUUUAGCAUUGAAGGGUUGGGGGGGAUUAUAAUGGGACUUCAGUGGUGAGAGGUGGCAGAGGAUGGGGAGGGCACUUAUGGUCAGGCCUGCCACCCACUCGGGCAACUUGCUUUAUCUCCUGGAGCUUUGGGUCUUCACAUCUCUAAAAUGGGGAAGCUUGCAUCUCACAGGAUGGCUGUGAAUAUUACCUACGAUAUAAAUGGAAGGUGGCUGUAAAUGCCAACGUACAGUGGAGCGUCCUGCAAGGCGGCACUGCCCACUAGGGUGGUCUGUCAGGCAUUGAAGUCCCAGCAGAGCCACGGUGUGGAGCAUCGGUUUUGCUCAGAGGGGGAGAAAUGUUUUGUUAGAACAUACCAUUGUGGAGUAGAGUGUAAACUUCGCAUCGAUUAUAAGAUAAAACAGGAUGCCUCAUAAAAUUUUUAUGUUGACCCUAAGUACCCUUCCAGA
Molecule: messenger RNA, 6450 nt
Organism: Aethalodelphis obliquidens (Pacific white-sided dolphin)
Lineage: Eukaryota; Metazoa; Chordata; Mammalia; Artiodactyla; Delphinidae
Gene: SLC35F6
Product: solute carrier family 35 member F6
Exons: 8
Coding region: 3168-4262 (364 amino acids)
Biological process (GO): pyrimidine nucleotide-sugar transmembrane transport
Cellular component (GO): intracellular membrane-bounded organelle; Golgi membrane
Molecular function (GO): pyrimidine nucleotide-sugar transmembrane transporter activity
Source: RefSeq, a predicted model, not a curated record